AUGGAAGGUCGGCAUUGGAAGAAGAAGAAACGUAAGAAAGAACGGAACGCAUCUAAAUGCCGGACUGUUCAACGUCGUUCUGCGAAGGGUACGGGCGAGGGCGGGGGUGAAGAGAGUAGUGUUGGAACCAGGCUGGUGUCUCAAUCAGCCAAGCAGGUUGGGGCAUCUUGGACCCCUUCCUGGGCCAGUGAUCAAUGGUGGGGGAGAAAGAGCGGCGCGCGCAGCUUCUCGGCGCAGCGGGGCAAGCCGUCACAGUCACAACUCAAUCUAAGUAGUGUCUCGGUGACCGUGCGUUCAAAGAUGUCACGUUGGUUCGAUCAAUCGAACAUACUCUUGAUGAGUAUGAUAUUGUUCAGUACAGUAAUGUGGAAUACAGCGAAAAGUUCGAUAAUGAAGUGUGAGGAGGCAAAACUAAAAUGCGCCUUUAGAACAGGUUGCGGCGCUGCUCUGCAACACUAUCUUACGGGUUGUGCACCCGUUCUCGAAGGCAAUGAUUGUUCUGAAACCUGCCAACAUGCCCUUAUUGCUCUUACAAGCACCGAUGAGGGCAAAGAGCUUAUGACAUGUGAAUGCGAGAAUGAAUUAUGUUUACAAUCAAAACAAAGAGUAGAGAUAUGCAGAUCAUCUGUAACAAUGGCAAUGAAUAGGACAAGGGUAUCCUGCAGGAUAGCAACCUGGAUUUGUAAUGCAGACGCCCUUUGCCAAACUGCACUUACAUAUUAUAAUAAAUAUUGUAAGAGUAUGUUUCAAGGACGAAAGUGUACUAGACGAUGUAGGAACUCGAUAAAUAUUUUAACAAGACAAGAAAAGGCUGCAAAAUUGAAUACAUGCCAAUGCGAUGGUUUUGAAGAAUAUGAUUGUAAAGGAAUUCAUAGGAAUAUGAAUGUUUUGUGUUUUGGAAAAGUACAUCAUAGUUACCGUGACAUUAAUAUUGAAGAGGAUAGAAAAAGUGAAUUUCUAACACCAAACAUGAGUCUUAGAGGAGAUGGUGUUCAAAUAUUAGUGGACAGAAAAUUGUUUUUACUUUCUUUAUUGAUUUAUCACAUACUUAAAGUGAGACAAGGCAAGAUUAUAUGUUACAUUAUAUUUUUUCAUUCUUUAAUCAUGUACUACCAGAAUAAAACUGAAUUACUGAUGAUUAAAACAAAUUCAGAAAAAAUCUCCAAAAAAUAACAGUAUUCCAUGAAACCAAUGACCAAAGAUCUUUAUCAAUUUUUUAAAUCAUCAAUAUUUGAAAAAUUUAAUGCUGGUAUUAAUGGAUUACUUUCUUAUAACAGCAUAAUGAACAUGUAUAAAUUACAAAAUAUUUCCACGAGUUGAUUGUUAGAUUUGUACAAAUGGAAAGAAUAGAAAAGAGAAGAGUCUUGUACAGUAAAAAUAUUGUAAAGUGAUUGUAUGUAUCAUAAAAUAUGUAAUUGAAUAAUUUGUUGUAAGUAUUUAGUUAUAAAUCAGUUUUAUUUAUGAAGAUACAACUAUGUAAAUAUUUACAUUCAGAUAUGAUUAUUGUUUUUUUCUUUUUUCUCUUUUUUUU
Heterotrigona itama is the source of this 1531-nucleotide messenger RNA. Lineage: Eukaryota; Metazoa; Arthropoda; Insecta; Hymenoptera; Apidae. The record is from the annotation of a GenBank genome assembly.